Molecule: messenger RNA, 1032 nt
Organism: Parnassius apollo (apollo)
Lineage: Eukaryota; Metazoa; Arthropoda; Insecta; Lepidoptera; Papilionidae
Source: the annotation of a GenBank genome assembly
AUGGAGUAUUUUUUUUCUGAUGAAAAGCUUGAAGAAAUUGUAAGAAAUACAAAUGCUGAAAUUGGUAAACAGAGAGAAAAAUAUAAACAAGACAGACCUGUACAGAAUACGGAAGACGAAAACGCGGACGCAUCGAGUUCCACAAAAAUACGUCCUUCUUUUGCUAAGGAUGCAAUUGUGGUGGAAAUGAAGGCUUUAUUUAGACUUUACUACUUAUCAGGGGUACUCAACAUGAAUCACGUCACCACCAAGGAAUUGUUUGACAAGAACUCAGUUGUUGGCUAUUUUCGUGCCACCAUAAGCCAAGCCAGAUUUGAGUUUCUGACAAACUGUCUGCAUUUUGACGACCGGUCUACCAGAGAAGAACGACAGCAAAAUGAUAGAUUAGCACCAAUUAGAAACAUUUUUGAUCACAUUGUCAAAGUUUUUAGUGAAGUGUAUAGCCCUUCAGAUUGCUGUACAUUAGACAAAAUGUUAUUGGGCUUUAGAGGUAGAUGUAUCUUCAAAAUGUACAUUCCGAGUAAACCAGACAAAUAUGGUAUAAAAAAUUUGAUGACUUGCGAUGCUAAAACUGCCUAUAUGUUAGAUGCUUUCGUAUAUUUGGGCAAAGGCUCGUGUCCUACAAAUGUACCAGCUGCUCAUUUCUUUACUUUGAAAUUGACUGAAACAAUUCAUGGCACAAACCCCAACCUCACUUGUGAUAAUUGGUUCACGUCAAUACCAGCAGCAAAAGAAUUGUUGCAAAAGCAGGUGAAUCUUGUAGGUACACUACGUAGAAAGAGAGAAAUUUCACCUUCUUUUCUUGAGCUAAAAGAUCGCGAACGCAACACGGCAAAGUUUGCCUUUACAGGAGAACUUACGCUUUUGUCUUACUGCCCCCCAAAACAAACAAAAAAAAUUGUCCCCAUGUUGUCAACUAUGCAUGCAACAGCAGAUCUUGAUGCAACGAUUCAAGUACCAGAGAUGAUAGAGUUUUAUAAUAAGACUAAAUGCGGAGUCGAUUUGAUGGAUCAGCCCACAAAACCAAAAUGA